UAUUGAAUAAAUUAAAAGAAAAAAAAAAUCAAUGGAUAAAAAUAAACAAAUGUGUGCAUAAAAAAAGAGGUGUUGUGGAUAUCAUUUCAUUUCACUUAAUAAAUUUUUGGUUUAAUGUCUCCAUUAAAAAAAUUUCUAACUCCAUCCUUGCUUAUAAGAAUUUCUCAUGCCGGCGGUGCAUGAAAGGAAAGAAAAGGUCAAAUGAAAUUAUCUUUCAAGAAAAACAAAAAGAACUAAUUUCAGAUAACAUCCUACCCAAAAAAAUAACUUUAAGCUGAUAUUAAAUUGGACAAAUAUUAAGUUUAUAGUUGGUGCAAGACGUGACAUUAUAACUCACGCCAUGGAAUGGAACAAUGGCCCAUCGGCCUCCACAUGUUGAUCACAUUGACCUAAGGACCCAAAAGAUGCUUCUGGUCCCCCUUCCAUCUUCUUUCAAAUUUGUACCUCGGUAUAAAUCUGUGACUUCGAACUCUAAAUCAUACAGCACAACUUCUUGAACCAAUUCCCACAAGUUCUUACAAUUUCUCUCAAGUUUCAACGUUUUUAUAUGAUGAAAAGAGCAACAAUGGCUUCAUUCUCUGCCAAACCUUCAAAGCUUUACAAUGUUCGAUCGAUUAGUAUGCCGGUUAGGUCACAUCCAAGCACACUCAGAACCGAGGAAGAGCUGAACAAGCUCAAGGCUUUGGAGGCAGCAUUGACAUCUUCAUUGUCUUCGUCGUCGCCAAAGGCGGAUUCAAUAUGCAAAGCACUAGGUGGGCUCAAAGAGUUAUAUAUUUGCAUUGAGGAGCUUCUUCAAUUGCCAUUGACACAACAGGCUCUAGCCCUUCACCAGAAAGAGAAAUGGGUUGAAGAGCUGUUGGAUGAUUCUGUCACGUACUUGGAUGUUUGUGGCAACACAAGGGAUUCCAUUUUGACGAUGAAGGAAAGCGUUAGAGAUCUUCAAUCCACGCUUCGGAGAAGAAAGGUGGGAGAUUUGAGCGUCGAAGACAAUGUUAGUUCAUAUGUUCGCAUACGAAAAAGGAUGAAGAAGGAAAUUGUGCAGUUUAUGGUAUCGUUGAAGCAAAUGGAUAAAAAAUAUGAAGCAUUUCCUUUGGAUCUAGACAACCAUCUCGCCGCGGUGGUGAGAGUCCUGAGAGAGGCAAGUUUGAUCACCAGUUCCAUUUUUCACUUCCUGUCUUCAUUCCUUUCCACACCAAUUCUGAAGCCAAGGCCUAGCAGAUGGUCACUGGUUUCGAUUUUGUUGCACAAAGGGGUGUUGGUUUGUGACAACAACCAACACAAAAGCAUGAACGAGCUGGAAAAUGUAGAUAUUGCAAUUAGCAACAUGCUUGUCAAUAAUUCAGGUGAAGGUUUUGAGGAUGAUCAGAAGAUUCAAUCUGCACAAAGAAGGUUGGAGGUCUUGGAUUCAAGCAUUGAAGGCAUUGAAAAUGGUUUGGAGUGCUUGUUUAGGCUCUUGAUCCGCACCAGAGUCUCUCUCCUAAACAUGCUUUCUUGUUAAAAGAUCAUACAUCGAUUAGUUUCCAUUUAUUGUACCAUAUAAUCCCAGUAGCAGCAUCCGAAUUUUAAAGGAUCUACGUAUAUUCUUCUUCAUUUUUUCGAAAUGUGAAUUCUAUUGUACUUGUAUCUAAAUGUGUAUAUAUAUUUUAAACUGAUUUUAAUACUAUUUUGUUUAAGGAACCUCUAAAUUAAGUUUGCGACGUUCUGUUUGAGAAUUGUAAUCUUCUUUGAAAUCUAACGUCAAUCGUUUCCUA
Messenger RNA from Pyrus x bretschneideri (Chinese white pear), 1751 nucleotides. RefSeq lists its product as uncharacterized. Lineage: Eukaryota; Viridiplantae; Streptophyta; Magnoliopsida; Rosales; Rosaceae. The record is from RefSeq and is a predicted model, not a curated record. The transcript has a single exon. The coding region runs from base 548 to 1498 and encodes 316 amino acids. Gene Ontology annotation, biological process: shoot system development; root development.